Messenger RNA from Aethalodelphis obliquidens (Pacific white-sided dolphin), 2418 nucleotides. It is a transcript of the gene COPS3, whose product is annotated as COP9 signalosome subunit 3. The transcript has 10 exons. The record is from RefSeq and is a predicted model, not a curated record. Gene Ontology annotation, cellular component: COP9 signalosome. Lineage: Eukaryota; Metazoa; Chordata; Mammalia; Artiodactyla; Delphinidae. Bases 1272 to 2153 code for a protein of 293 amino acids. Gene Ontology annotation, biological process: ubiquitin-dependent protein catabolic process.
UCUUCAUCAGCACUUGUAACGGGGAGCACAUUCGCUAUGCAACAGACACCUUUGCUGGGCUUUGCCAUCAGCUAACAAAUGCACUUGUGGAAAGAAAACAGGUAAGAAUGUUAUUUGAGUAUUUAUAGUUCUGUUUCGCACGCCUCUAACCUGCACAGUGCGCUGAGUGUAAGGGUUCCAGCCUGGUGUUGAGACCCUAAUGCUCGGAUGUACGUGGUCGCUGUGGAGAGCUCAGAGCAUCCACUGUGGGGCUCUGACCACAGAAGUGGUGCCUCAAGGGGGAGGCUGCUGCUUGUGUUUGGAACUGCCAUUCUAGCACCCUUGUGCUGUAAAAUGCCGCUUUUUUGUUUGUUAAACCUUUUAACUUGCAAUUAUGACAUAAUUUUAGCUUUACAAAAAAGUUGUUAGGUUAGUAUACUUAAUUGCCAUAAGUGCCCUUCACCCAGAGCCCCCAGCUGUUAGCGUCUCACACCCAGAGCCCCCAGCUGUUAGCGUCUCACACCCAGAGCCCCCAGCUGUUAGCGUCUCACACCCAGAGCCCCCAGCUGUUAGUGUCUUACCAUACUUGUUCAUUCUUUUCUCUUUUUCCUGAGCCCCGGAAAGAAAGUUGCAGAUGCGAUGCCUGAGUGCCUCAGCGAGUGUUUCUUAGAAAUUAGGACAAAUUAAGACGUUCUCUUGCAUGAGUGCAGCACGCUGACCAACAUGAGGAGAUGAGCACUGACCGACUCCUUUAGCAGAUCUGACCUGGUUCCGAUUUUACCAGUUGUUUCACUGAUAUCUUUUAUAACAGAAAAGUCUCAGAUCACGGGUUGAAUUACAUUGUUGUGUGUCUUUAGUUUCCUUUAAUCUGGUAAACUCUUUAUUUUUUGUGAUAUUGACACAAGUUGUAAUUUGUAAGUUUCUUUUUGAUUUGAAAUUCAACUUUAAGACUAGUGUAAAAGAGUCUGAAAACAAAGAACCAGUUGGUAUUUUGUGGGAGCACUACGUAAUUAUUGUUUGAGGGAGAUGGUUAAUCCCAAGUCUCUACUGAAAAAACAUGUUAAGCUCCUCAGCUAUUUUAUGGUCACACCUCCUCUCCAGAAGCUGACUGCACCUCGUGUGGUUCUUGGUCUUGUUAUUCAUGGUCAGGGCAGGAAAACGGUCCGUUUGUGCUUGGAACUGCCAUUCUGGCGCCCCUUGUGCUGUAAAAGGGGCUUGUGGUAUCACUCUCAACAGCAAUUUACCACCAGCCCCUGCGCGGAAUCGGCGUCCUUAAGCAGGCCAUUGACAAGAUGCAGAUGAACACAAACCAGUUGACCUCCGUCCAUGCUGACCUUUGCCAGCUGUGUCUGCUGGCGAAGUGCUUUAAGCCCGCCCUCCCGUACCUGGACGUGGACAUGGUGGACAUCUGCAAGGAGAACGGGGCCUACGAGGCCAAGCACUUCCUGUGCUACUACUACUACGGCGGGAUGGUCUACACCGGGCUGAAGAACUUCGAGCGGGCACUCUACUUCUACGAGCAGGCCAUCGCCACUCCUGCUAUGGCUGUCAGUCACAUCAUGCUGGAGGCAUAUAAAAAGUACAUUCUCGUUUCUUUGAUACUGCUUGGCAAAGUGCAGCAGCUGCCGAAAUACACGUCUCAAAUUGUGGGAAGAUUCAUUAAGCCUCUUAGCAACGCGUACCACGAGUUAGCGCAAGUUUAUUCCACCAACAACCCCUCGGAGCUCCGCACCCUGGUGACCAAGCACAGUGAGACCUUCACUCGCGACAACAACAUGGGGCUGGUGAAGCAGUGCCUGUCCUCGCUGUACAAGAAGAACAUCCAGAGGCUCACCAAGACCUUUUUAACGCUGUCAUUACAAGACAUGGCAAGUCGUGUGCAGUUAUCUGGACCUCAGGAGGCAGAAAAGUAUGUCUUGCACAUGAUAGAAGAUGGUGAAAUUUUUGCAAGUAUUAAUCAGAAGGAUGGGAUGGUCAGUUUCCAUGAUAACCCUGAAAAAUAUAAUAACCCCGCCAUGCUUCAUAACAUCGAUCAGGAGAUGCUGAGGUGCAUAGAGCUGGACGAACGGCUGAGGGCCAUGGACCAGGAGAUCACAGUGAACCCCCAGUUCGUGCAGAAGAGCAUGGGGUCACAGGAAGACGAUUCGGGAAACAAGCCAUCCAGUUAUUCCUGAAGCCAGUGCCCCUCCUGAGUUUCAAAGAAGCCUUCUCCGUGUACGGGGCAGGUGUCGGGAAGGCAGCAGGGAGGACCAGGCCCGUCUCACCUAGACACUAAGGCGGUGUGUUUUGUUUUGACGUCUUCGGUCCUGUGUGCUUUCAGAAAACCAUUCUCUCUGCAAAGAAAGGAAAACGUUUUCAAACUUUAAAGCCUGUUGUGGAUUUAUUUAUCCUCAGAUUAAUGUGGUUAUUGCAUUAAAUCUACCUUUUUGUUUUAAAUUA